Molecule: messenger RNA, 483 nt
Organism: Lithohypha guttulata
Lineage: Eukaryota; Fungi; Ascomycota; Eurotiomycetes; Chaetothyriales; Trichomeriaceae
Exons: 1
Coding region: 1-483 (160 amino acids)
Source: RefSeq, a predicted model, not a curated record
AUGGGAUUUAGCGACCUAUUCAGCAGGCGAAAGGAGAAGAAGGAGCGAGAGCUCUACGGCCGGCCUGGUGCUGGAGGCGCAUCUCUCAGAGUCGAUACUAGCAGAUACGGAAGCGGGACAGAACCCCGAUCACGAGCCCCGACAAGACGAUACACAGAUGCUGAGCCGGAGCGCAAGCACAAAGCUGCAAAAUCUGAACCGCGAAGACAAAACACUGUGCAGACACGGCGUGCCGAAUACGAGAUACCUCGUAGGCACAAGACGGGCACCCCGCCCCAUAGUCCUCAACAUUCCUUCAAAUCACCAGCCAAUAUCAGCACCAGGAGGAAGCCCGUUCCCAGGUAUGCUGAUGUACCGAUCCACAGCCCAAAGCCCCGGAAGCCGCCAGGCUGGUUCGUUCCACCUGUCGUCUACUACGACGACAAGGAGCGAUCGCGAUCGCAAUCGAAAUCUCGACACGGUCGGCGAGGGAGUGCAUGGUGA